Oncorhynchus gorbuscha (pink salmon) is the source of this 1055-nucleotide messenger RNA. Its product is annotated as vegetative cell wall protein gp1-like. The coding region runs from base 9 to 1055 and encodes 348 amino acids. The transcript has 8 exons. NCBI's taxonomy places the organism in Eukaryota, Metazoa, Chordata, Actinopteri, Salmoniformes, Salmonidae. The record is from RefSeq and is a predicted model, not a curated record.
GAGAGGAGAUGAACAAUUCUUAUCAAGGAGGACCAAUGGCGUAUCAAACACCUCACCCCAUCCACUACAGAGUCCCCUCCCCUCUCCAACACCAGCCAUCAAUUCCUGUCCAGCAACAUCCUCCACAACCUCUCAUACGCCAACUAUCUGCCCCUGUACAAUACCAAAACCAGCCCCCUGUAUAUUACCAAGGCCCACCCUCUGCUCUGUAUCAAGCUCCUCCCGCUGUCCAGUCCCCAGCCCCUUCCCCAGCCCCUGUUGUAACCUCUCCUCCAGCCCCUGCCCCAACACCUGCCCCAGUUGUAACCUCUCCUCCAGCCCCUGCCCCAGCAGUACCUUCUCCUCCAGCCCCUGCCCCAACACCUGCCUCAGUUGUAACCUCUCCUCCAGCCCCUGCCCCAAGUGUAACCUCUACUCCAGCCCCUGCCCCAGCACCUGCCCCAGUUGUAACCUCUCCUCCAGCCCCUUCCCCAGAGCCAGCCCCUGCCCACCCCCUAGCCCCUGCCCCUGCCCCUGUCACCUCUUCAGCAGCCCCAGAGCCAACCCCAGCCACAACUCCAGCCUCAAACCCUGUGCCGCCACCACAGACUCCUGAGCCAGACACUGAGAGAAGCCAGUCUACAGUCAGUAAUGGGAGGAACACACCUGGGGGUACGAGAAAAGAGGUGACGUGGGAGGACCAGCAGAGGAAGGCUAAUGGUGCUUUGAAGGAUCCAUCCAAGCUGCAGACGCUGAAAGGCUCAGACACUGCCAAAUCCUUGGACAGUGAUGUUAGCGACGUGUCCGCUAUGCCAUGUGCUUCUCGGCUCAGCAGCAUGAGCCACAUGUCUAUCCAGUCAGAGACGGCAAAGGGAAGCCACAACAUCAGUGAGGGCCAGUUGGAGGUGGGGAUUUUGGCUGAGGUGGCUGAGGAAGUAGUGGGAGGAGCAGAAGGAGCCCGAGUGGGGGCAGAGGGGGGCGGAAGUGGGGCGGAGAGCGGGGAGGGGGCAGUGUCAGGGGAAGAGGAGGAGGAAGAAGACACAGCAGAGACCAAUGUCAUAGUCCCCUGUAGCUGA